UGAUCCUAUCCGAAGCAAAUUUCUUUUGAACCAAGUAUUCCUUCACACUUACUUUACUAACCCUACCUAAGAAAGUGCUAUUUCUACGUUCUCUCCUUGAACACCGGUUGUAUGUCGUUGAGACUCAAAUGAAAGUGCAGUUUUGCUGAUUUGAACGCAAUGGGUUCCGGUGGCUGCGAGGACGUAGGAGCUCCGACGGCUAUGGCUUUGGGUUACUACGAUGGCGUACCGGCUACCACUUCUUCGUGGUUUGAUGGCUAUGGAGACGCAUCACCUCCGAGAGUUAUGGGGUUGGAUGCGCGUAUCACUCCGAGUAUGGAAAAUAAUUGUUCUAAUUCUACUGUGUAUGAUCAUCAUUAUAACAGUAGGAGUUCCAGCAUGGCUACAUCCAGCUCAACCCCCAUUGAUUCCUCUAAUAUUGGUUUUCGGUUGCUAAAGAAGCACGGUUGGAAAGAAGGAACCGGGCUGGGGAUUGCAGGACAGGGUAGGCUGGAACCUGUAGAAGCACAUGUUAACAAGAAUAAGCUAGGGUUGGGAGCAGAGAAAGGACAGAAAGCAAGUGCGCCAGAAAUUAACAAAAAGUACAGGAAAGAAGAUAAAAAUCUAAGGAAAAAAGCAGAAAUCUGACUGGUGUUUUAUUUUCACGCUUUGGUUCACUGCUGCAAGCUUUCCUAAGCAACAUCUUUUGCGUCCUCUGUUCCUGGCUACCUUAACUCAGAAGCAAGCAACUGGUCGGCUACAACUUCAUAUGUGCAAGGUUCCAAUUGCCGGUGAAAAAGAAAACAAAAUCGGUCACUAAAAAGAUGAAAAAAAUGCUGGAGUUGGAGAAGCGCUUGCAAGAGCAGGAACUGGUGAAACAAUUCUACCGGGAAUUUUGGCCUGACAAUGUUUGAAGCAUAUAUUUUACAUCCUUCACAGCUGACGUGCGUUAAACCCUCUCCGCGUUGUGGCAAUUUCUAUCCUGAUCUCUACCUUACACUAUAUGUGAUGUAGAUCUUUCUGUUUUUAAAAAGGUAAUUUUCUUUUUACAGAACUAGUAAAAAUAGUGUAUAUAAAAACACCCAGAACUCUUUGUCACUGUUUAGACAGAGCAUUUGAAAUGGUUAGCUUAGUGUACGGGGUAGGGGUGCAAACGAGCCGAAGUUUAUGUAGGCUCAAGCUCGAAAUAUAUUGUAUUGGCUCGAGCUCGGCUUGACUGAGCUUAAAAAAUCCGGGCUCGAGCUUGACUCGCAAAUAUUGACAUGGCUCGAUUCGGCUCGACUCAGUUCGAUAAUUUUGGUUCGUCAACUCAAAUGUUACAAGUUUGAUUAUCUCGAAAGUUCGGGUUCUAACUUGAGCUCAAGUAUGA
This is a messenger RNA of Cuscuta europaea, 1348 nucleotides long. Lineage: Eukaryota; Viridiplantae; Streptophyta; Magnoliopsida; Solanales; Convolvulaceae. The record is from the annotation of a GenBank genome assembly.